Messenger RNA from Triplophysa dalaica, 1913 nucleotides. RefSeq names its product eukaryotic translation initiation factor 3, subunit Ja (gene eif3ja). The transcript has 8 exons. Gene Ontology annotation, cellular component: cytoplasm; eukaryotic translation initiation factor 3 complex. The coding region runs from base 124 to 867 and encodes 247 amino acids. Gene Ontology annotation, molecular function: translation initiation factor activity. NCBI's taxonomy places the organism in Eukaryota, Metazoa, Chordata, Actinopteri, Cypriniformes, Nemacheilidae. The record is from RefSeq and is a predicted model, not a curated record.
UUUUGUCUAAGCGAACACAGCCUGUGAGCAGCGCUAUUCAGGACUUUUAUUUUGAAACCAACACAACUCUUCCUGUAGUGCGUUCAGCUUCAUGCUCCCAUUCCCUUCAGCGACUCACAAAUCAUGGCGGACAUCGAUUCGUGGGAUGCUGAGAGUUUCGAGCCCGACGAGCCAAUUAAAAAGGCGGCAGUUCAUGACAAAUGGGAGGGCGAAGAUGAAGAAGACGACGUGAAAGAUAACUGGGAUGAUGAAGAAGAAGACGGGGAAAAGGUGGAGGAAAAGACGACAGAGACAAAGCGUACAGAAAAGAAGAAGCUUAGUGACAAAAUAAAAGAGAAGGAAAGUUUACAAAGGAAAAAACAAGAGGAGCUGAAACAGCAACAAUUAGAGGAGACGAUAACCAAUGAACUGACACCAGAAGAGGAGCUGGCAGAGAAACUCAGAGUGAAAAAACUACAAGAGGAUUCAGAUUUAGAACUAGCAAAAGAGGCUUUUGGUGUUGUAUCAAAUAAUGUUACAGGAAUUGAUGCAAUGAGCCCCUCGUCAAAAGAAGACUUUACAGAGUUUGAGAGGUUGCUUAAAGAAAAAAUCUCUCCGUAUGAGAAGUCUGUACACUAUUCCAGCUUUUUAGAAUCACUGUUUAGGGACCUGUGUAUUUCAUUGGAAAUUGAUGACUUGAAGAAAAUUAACAACUCGAUCACAGUGUUACUAAGUGAAAAGCAGAAGCAAGAAAAGCAAAACAAAGGUAAAAAGAAAAAGAAGGGAGUUGUACCAGCAGGAGGAUUUAAAGCAAAAUUGAAAGAUGACCUUGCAGAUUACGGCGAGUUUGAUGGCGGUUAUGCACAAGACUAUGAGGAUUUCAUGUGACCACGGCUUAACCGAUUUAUCACUUUUGCCGUUUGCUGAACCAUAUACCUUAACAGCAUGACCUUAUCCCUGCAGUCAGGCCGUUACCAGAAUCAUGCUAGACAACUCUGAACUUCAUCCCAUGACAUGCACAAUAUCCCUUCAAAGACGUUUAUACAGAGAAUUAAAUAAGUGCUCUACUUUUUCUGGUUUUUCGUCGGUCAGCGUUUGUCGGAAUAAUGAAACCGAUGAUGCAACUCCUUUAAAAGUGAACACUGACAAUGUGUGAACUAGCAGUAUAGAUUUCACAAUCCAGAUGAAUAUGAACAAAGUGUUAUUGUUCGGUAACUGCUAAUUAAAUAAACGGCAUUCUAUGCAAAUUUCAGAACAUGUCGAUAUGAAUCUCAACAUAAUUGGAUUAAUUCUGCAGUUGACAGCCAGCGUUCCUUUGGAAGUUAGACUUGUUUGAACAAGUUUACUUUUGCAUAGUAGUCUUAGCUAGCUAAACCCGUAAAAACCGAAGUGGUAAUAUCUAAAAAGUCAUGUGGUUUAAGAAUCAUGUCUACACUAGAUGGUUUAUUUUCUGUUUUGGUUCCUUCAUUUCGAUACGUUAAUCUAGAUUAUAGCGUACUUUAUCUAAACCUAAAAAAGUCUAAUAGAGAAAAUAACGCUUUAAUGUUUGUAGCUCGUGAUGCAUUCCAUAUGAAGUAAAAGACCAAAAGUAUGAAACUGCAUUGUGCGGCUCACUCAUUAAGAGCUGGUUUUAAAGGUACAUUUUGAAGAUAAGAAUACACAAAUAUUUACAAAGUCAAUGCAACACAUUAUGCAGUUACUCAAUUGACCUCAUUCAUGCCAGCAAAGAAUUGAUGCGAUCUCAGACAGGGUUUGAGAUUAUCUAUUGAUAUAUAAGGGACUGAUGUUGGGUCACGAAUCGUUUGGCUCUCAAUUUUCUCCGCAAGAUACAGUGUGAUUGACGUGCUUCAAAGAGACUUGUGCAAAGCUGAUAAUAGGACUCUGCACCGUUUUAUAAAGAUCUAAUUUAAUAAAAGUUGCUUAAAAUCCUUGAA